CUGGAGGAGGCUACGCGCGCAAUUGGCGGUACAAGAAGGGAAAGUGAGUUAUGUGGGGAGGGAGGGAAUGAGAGCGUCGCGAGUUCUUGAUAACGGACUCUUGAAAGCAUGGGGAACGAGACCGCUGCUCCAGACGGAAGGGAAUAUGAACGGGCUGAUUACGAAUCCGCUGGCUAAAGCCAGGAUGCAUCUAAACCAAGAGUCGCAUCAGAUACGCGCGGCAAGACAGACAGUCGAAGGGAGAAGGAAUCGGCGAGUGCCAGCGGCUUCGCCAGACCAGGUCCGCUCCGGCUCGCUUGCGAUCUCGGCGCCCACUUGCGGCCGUCGAAGGGUAAAAACAGAGGGCUUGCGACGGAUUACAAGGGGGGAGCGGGAAAGCUUGGUAGCCUUCACCCGAAGGUUCAAACGCUUAUCCCAAACCCUAGUGGAUAGGGGCAUGUUGUCCGAGGUAGACAGGUGCAUAAUGUUCAUGCUACACCUGCCUGAGGAAAAGAGAAAGGAGGUCCUUGAAAAGGCCCCGAGGGAUUCUGCAAAUUUCGAGAAAGUAGCCGAAGUGGUUUUCACAGGGGGGGGGGUGGACGUAAGAGAAUACAUGAAAGAGACCUUGGACAUGGCUCUCCGCAACAUGCGAGGGACGCGGAACGAUGGUCCAAAGGGGAGCGAUAGACCACCACCGGCUCCGCCUGGCCCCCGGUGGGGAGACUGGCCUACCGGAUGGAGGAACGAAUCAAUUGGCCAGGGAGGUUGGAGGAACGACAAGGAAGUAGGGGGGAAUCGUGGUUCCGAUUGGGGAAAUUCCCAUUGGAAGGAUGCUAGGGAUGGAAGGUGGGGAGACGCCCCUCAAGCCAGGGCCCCUGGGCCUCGUCCGGAGUUUAGAGCGCCACCACCUCUGGCACCGCAGCUACCGGCUGCGCCUGCGCCGAUAGCAGCAACGGCACAAGGGGGUCCGCGUCCCAACAAUCCCCAAGCUCGGGCUGGGUGUGUCUACUGCAACGAAGAAAACCACAUCAAAAGGGACUGCCCUUAUCUCACGGAGGCGUUGAGAUUGGGAGUGGUCAAGUUGAAUGAAAACAAGUGGGUUGUGUGGGGAGACAGCGGAGAGGCGGUCUCCUUCUAUCCAUCGAUGAGGGUGAACGUGGAUAAGAGGGUGGCCCUUCAAGAGGCUAGGCUAGGAAAGAAGCCGGAGGUCGGGGGCUCCUCGAGCGCGGCUCACAUCCAAAUGAUGGAGUCACCGGGAGGGUUGUCCAUUAGGGAACCCCAAGUAUCCAACAUCAAGUUCAUAGAUACACAGGCCGAGGAGGAGAGACCCUACCUAAGGGUGAGGCCGCAGGUCGGGGCUGAGACAUUUGAGAACCAAGUAAGCGUGACGGAAAGUACGGAGGUGAAAAGCGGAGAUAAUGACCAACCAAUGACCGAUGCGAAAGCAGGGGAGGAAAAGAAAGAGGAACCCACUUCGCCGAAAUCACCUAAGAAAAGGGGCCCCAAAAAGUUCGAAAUGAAGUGCACCCUGGACGAGAUAGACACGGUAGCACCCCUUAGGCAAACGCUGAUGCAGCCCAUGCAGUGCACCCUUUUAGAGUAUCUGGCCGCAAGCAAAAGUGUCAGAGAGGAGCUCCUAAUCAUCACAAGGAAGGUGAGGGUCCCGCUAGCGGUAGCACCAAUGGUACCAGUAGAAGAUCCCGCCAAGGAAGAAGUGCGGGCCACCCGCAUUACCAUGGAGGAGCUGCCGGCCAAUUUCUUCUCGAGGAAAGAGGCCAAGAAGCUCUACGUGCUGGGGAGUGGCCAGCUCCAGGCGGUGGUAAGUGGGAAAAAGAUGAGGGCUUUAGUGGACAACGGGUCCGAGUCUACGGUAUGUAAGGACUCCAUCGCGCGAGAGUUAGGCCUGGAGAUAGACCAAGAGGUGUCAAUGUCGAUGGUGAUGGUAGAUAACAAGCUGCAACCGGCGGAAGGGGUGUGUCAUAGCCCCGUAAUUGAGGUAGCUGGUGUGGAGGCCACGGUACCGAUCUUUACGGUGAAAGAAUGUUCCUCCGAAUUAAUCCUCGGGAAGACUUGGCUAAGCGCGGUACAUGCGACCACAGUUGAUUUGCCGGAUGAAAGUCAAACUCUCUCGAUCCAAAGUCCUGAUGGAAUCGGAGUGGUCCUGAAGACGGUGGACGCGCAAGAUUAACGUAACCGGACCAGCCUUACUAGGCGCAAGGGGGCCCAGUCGAGGGUUUGUCGAGUCUGUCUAGAGGAAGUGCCCUUGACG
Messenger RNA from Chara braunii, 2248 nucleotides. The record is from the annotation of a GenBank genome assembly. NCBI's taxonomy places the organism in Eukaryota, Viridiplantae, Streptophyta, Charophyceae, Charales, Characeae.